AUGACAACGUGGGAGAAACAGUGUUUUCUAGGAUCUGGAUCAUAUGGAAAUGUGCACUUGGCCGUUCUUCAACCCGCCGGGGAAAUGGUGAUGGCGGUGAAGUCCGCCGGUAUCCAUGACUCAGGCUCCCUGCAACGGGAAGCAGUGUUCUUGGAUGCCGUCAGAGACUGCCCCUUCAUUGUUCGAUGCUUCGGGGAAGACGUAAGCAUGGAGCAUGGAGAACAUGUGUACAACCUUUUGUUAGAAUACGCUCCAGGAGGAACUCUCCAUCAAAUGAUCAGGCUAACCGGCGGGAUGCCGGAGUUGCUGGCUGGACAUUAUGCUUAUCAGCUUCUUAAGGGUAUCCAUUACAUGCACACCCUGGGAAUCCUCCACUGCGACUUGAAGCCCGCCAACGUUCUUGCCUUCCCGGGAAAGUUCAACGGCGGCUUGUUGACGCGGCUCAAGCUCUGCGACUUCGGGCUGGCCAAGUUUUCCGACGAGAACAAUGUUUUCGGCGAUGCCCAUCGCGGGACGUUACUGUACGCGGCGCCGGAGUGUUUAAACUCGAGAUACUACACGGCAGCGAAGGAUAUCUGGGCGCUGGGCUGCAUCUUCGUCGAGAUGGUCACCGGGAAACCCAUGUGGCAAGUUGGCAACAAUCAAGAGUUAGCCAGGAAAAUAGCGUCCAGCAACCCAGAAAUACCAGAGAAUCUGUCCCCUCCGGCGAAGAGUUUCUUGAAAAUGUGCUUAGCGACAGACCCAUGGCGAAGAUGGACGGCGAAGAUGCUGCUGCGUCACCCAUUCCUCGAGAGAUUCGGUGUUAUUGAAUGCAAGGAAGACGAAGGUUUUGUGAACCCUUUGGGGCCUAUGCGGUGGUUUUCCAGUAUAGAUCUGUUCACGGUGCCAAUGUAUUCGUAUACUUAUUUUGCGGAAAAUAAUGUUGUGUUCCCGGAGAAGGAGAAAGAAAAAGAAGCUGACGGAAAUGGGGGUCUGAUAUUUCCUUAUGGGGAAGAAUAUAUGCAGCAGAUUUUAGGACAUGACUUCUGA
Ipomoea nil (Japanese morning glory) is the source of this 1029-nucleotide messenger RNA. Its product is annotated as mitogen-activated protein kinase kinase kinase NPK1-like. Bases 1 to 1029 code for a protein of 342 amino acids. The record is from RefSeq and is a predicted model, not a curated record. Lineage: Eukaryota; Viridiplantae; Streptophyta; Magnoliopsida; Solanales; Convolvulaceae. The transcript is spliced from 2 exons. Gene Ontology annotation, biological process: protein phosphorylation. Gene Ontology annotation, molecular function: ATP binding; protein kinase activity.